Meloidogyne enterolobii is the source of this 2215-nucleotide messenger RNA. NCBI's taxonomy places the organism in Eukaryota, Metazoa, Nematoda, Chromadorea, Rhabditida, Meloidogynidae. The record is from the annotation of a GenBank genome assembly.
UUUUCUAGUUUACCUUUUUUUAAAAAUGGAUAAAAAGCCUUUUUCCAUUCGACGACAUUCCUUACUUAUGCCGAGAGACGAACAAUCCGAACAUCGUUAUGGCCCAAAAAAUGGAGGUUUCGCAUUUUUUGCAUCCUCCUCUUCUUCCUCUAACUCAUUUGGGUCAACUUCCAAUGGGGGAAUUAUUAACGGAAAUAAACAACAAAAUAAUGAGGGAGGGCCGUUAAACAGCCUACGCCGUUCUCUUAGACAAAUUAAUCCGUUCAAAAGCCGCCUCUUUCGACUGCCAGCAACGCCUAGGCUUAGUCGGUCUAAAAAAGUUUUGGGGAGAGGAGAGGAUUUUACUAAUUGGAACUUUGAAAGGCCUAGCGAGGAAGAUAAUAAUUCUGCCAAUAAUUCUUUUAGCGAUAAACAAGGGAAUUUUAAGGACCAGUCAAAAAUUAAAUGGAAAACACAAGUUGAGACCAACAAAACUAAGCGGGAUAUUGACCAAUAUUCUCAAAUUAACCCUGGCGAAAACAAUGACUUGGACGAAUUUCUAUCAAUAAUGGCUAAAAUUACCAACAAAAAUCAGAUUGGGGGAAGCUGUCGAUUACCUUUAACAACUGAUUCCUCUAUACAAAAUUCUCAAUUAUUGGAGAAAAAUGUAGAGAAAUCACUCAAGAUGAAAGGAGAUACAGUAAUAGGGAUUGAUAAUAAAUUUAGUGAAUUUUACAAUCAAAGCCAAAAGCAAUCGAAAAAUGGAAAAACUAAUAAAAUACGAAGCAAGAUUCCGUCAUUUCAUGAUCCCUUGAUCACCAAAAGUAAUAACGUUGAAUUGCCUAAUCCUCCUAUUAAUAAUAUUAAUCACUGCUAUAAUCAUAAAGAAAGUAAUAUUAAAAAUGCAAAUCCUCAACAAAACUUAAAUUGUUAUAAUAUGUUGCCUAGCACACGCUAUGCACCCGAUGGGGAAAUAUACGCCGCUUGUUGGCGUAACAAUCAUUAUCAACAACCCAACAAUUUUCUACACAAUCCUGGCCAACCACCACCUUCAAUUCCUCCAAUUCCCCAAACUCAAUAUCGCUGCCAGAGGCCUCAAAACCUUCCACUAAUCUCCCCGCAAAUAAAUCCGGAAAAAGAAGACAAUUUCCAAUUAGUGCCUAAAUCCCCUAGCCAUUCAGCAAUAACAUUGUUAAAUAUUAAUGGUUGUAAUAAUGUACAGCAACAACAAAUUCGUUAUGCUACUCCAUAUGUAGUUAACCAUAAUUAUAAUUUUCCUGUGACUCAAAUACAAACACAGAAUGCUUCAUCCUCCAAUGCUAACAUUGUUCGUUUUCCUCGAACUCAACUUUUGCAGCGUCGCCGUUCAGCCGCCGCCAAUUCUCCCUCAGAAACUGCCCCACCUUUAGAAAGACAUCAAAGACCCCAAAGAUCUAGAAGUAAUCGAGAAAAAAGUGCCGAUUGUGAAUUUGAAAAGGACGAGAGAUUUAAACAAUGGAAUGCUUGUUAUUAUGGAAGGGAUAUUGUGAAAUUAAUGGAAAGGCAUAUUAAACGACAAGUUGAAAUUGAGAAUAGAAGUAGAAUGAAGCUGAAUAAGGAGAUGAGGGAGGAGGGGAAGGAUGAAAAUUUAAGGGAGGAGAACAACUUCCCCAAAGAGAACAACUUCCCCAAAGAGAACAACUUCCCCAAAGAGAACAACCUCCCCCUAUUUGACCAGCCUCCUCCCCUAAUUUUUAAUUUUGAACAAGAAUUAUUUUUCUCAACCUUGAGCAUUGAAAACGACAAAAAUCAAAAUAAAUUUGUUGGAAGGAAGUGGAUAUUUAAUAAAUUGGAAGAAAUUUUGAAGGAAGAAAAAGUCAAAGUUGUACUGCUAGUGGGAGCUUCAGGGACUGGAAAGAGUGCAAUAAUUCGUUAUUUAAUAGAAAAUUCAUAUUUUGGGAGGAAAGGAAGGAAAACUUCAAGUUCACCUCAACUAGAACAAGAAUCACAGCAAGAACAACAAAACAACACUGUCGAUUCCGGAAUAGUGGUUGUAUCGGCUAUAAGUACAAACCCUUCACCUUUAGGCUCUCAAACAUCUUUGAAUGAGGAGGAUUUCAAUAAUUCUGAUUUUAAAAAUUCUGAUUUUAAUAAUUCUGAUAAUUCUGAUUUUUAUUUUCUUGGUCAGAAUAUUUGUGCCUUUCAUUUUGCUCACCUACACGAUUCUAAAAGGCAAAUAAAUUUGAUUUCAAAUUAA